CUACACUCACACCAUAGCUGCUUUUGCUCUAUGUCUGGACCAUCCUCACACCAUGGUUGGGUGUUGGGUAUCCAUCACCUGAUAUUUGGCCAUUCACUGACCUACAGUUUGGCUAUCCUUCACCCCAUGGCAGGACCACACUCACCCCAAGUUUGAGUGUCCAUUAUCCCAGAGCUGGACAUCCAUCCCCCCUGCCCCACAACCACCCUCAUCAUCUUCCCUCAGGCAGAGCAGCCAAGGACCUUCACAUGGUCCCUGUGCCCACACUCUCCGUUCUCCCCAACUCAGUGAAGAGACCUUACUGCAGAACAGCGGGACAAACAUGACCAUCCCCCCACAUAGCAGGAAUACCCACCCUGCGGGUGGGAAUGCCAUGCUCCUCCCCAGCUUUUAAUCACAGCACUCAGGCAUCACAGCAACAAUAAGGAGUGAGAGCAAGGAUUGCAGCAACGAGAAGACUUGCGGUGAGCAACAGCUGGUGAAUGAGAUGCAUAUCCCUAUCCUUUUGAAACAAUCAGCGAGCAGAAGGAUCUUGGAGCUCUCUCGGAGCUAGGCAAGCUCCACACAGACUACGGGUGGUGAGUGUGCUCCGCAGAGGGAGUCCUGCUUCCUUAAGGAAACAAAUAUAUAUAUACAUAUUGAUGCUGGAUGGAAAGAUGGAAAAACUGAAAUAUGGAAAUUCAGUGAUCAUAUUUGCUUCUUGUUUCCAUCCAGAUUUUUGGUUUCCAGGGCUGGAUGCACAGACCUGAAGCUACUUUAAUUAUAGAACAAAGCAGAAAAAAUCUCUCUCAGUAAACUCUGGGAGUUAACUAAUAAGGGGUAAGGAGGCUGCUCAGCCUGAGGAACAAAGGUAAAUGUGACAGCGUGGGUAAUUCUGCUUUUCCCUGCACUUUCAGACAAAACAGAUCUGCACCCAGUUCUGCUGCUGCCAGGAGCUCUGUGGCUGUUCUGAGGACAGCUUCCACACACUCUAAGAAGGACCAAGUGCUGCAGGGUCAAGCCUUGUUGGGCCCCUGCCUUGCUGAGCCCUUCCCAUGGCACUCUCCAAUGACUCCUGGCAGAACACCUCAGCCCCUCUCUUCACAGGUCUCGACCUCUUGCUGGAGCUUAAGCCGCUCUUCAUCCCUCUCUACGCCACCUUGGUGGCUGUGGCGUGUUUGGGGAACUUCUUCCUCAUUCUCCUCAUCGCUCUCACCAAAAAGCUACACUGCACCACCAAUUUCCUCAUUGGCAACUUGGCAGCGGCUGACUUUGUCAUGUGCCUGGCCUGUGUCCCUCUGACUGUCUCCUAUGCCUUCGAGGUGCGGGGUUGGCUUUUUGGGAUGUUCAUGUGCUACUUUGUCACCCUGAUGCAGGCCACCACCGUGUUUGUCUCGGUGCUGUCCCUCACUGCCAUCGCCAUUGACCGCUACAUCGUCGUGGCCUACCCCAUCCGCCGAAGGAUAAGCUGCAAGUCCUGUGUCUGCAUCAUGGCCUGCAUCUGGCUUCUCUCCAUCCUGGCCUCGGUUCCCACCUCGCUGCACACGCAAUACUUGGAUCUCAACACCAUUGGCCAUGACAUGAUCAUCUGCGAGGAGUUUUGGAAGCACAAGGAGAGGGAGCGGCUGCUGUACUCAUGUCUGAUGCUCCUCUUGUCCUACAUGCUCCCGCUGCUGGCAGUAUCGGUCUCCUUCUGUGCCAUCUCCCACCACCUGCAGAAGAGGAACAUCCCAGGAGCUGCCUACCCGUGCCAAGACAAGUGGAGCAAAAUGAAGCAGAAGACCUUCCGGGUGCUCACCGUCUCUGUAAUUUGCUUUGCUGUCUGCUGGCUGCCCCUCCAGGUCGUCAACUUUAUCAGAGACAUUGACGAAGAGUUCACCAUCCUGGACAAGAGAUAUGUGAACGUCAUCCAGGUCUCAUGCCACCUGAUUGCCAUGAGCUCUGCCUGCUACAACCCCUUCAUCUACGCCUCUCUCCAUGACAAGUUCCGCUUCCACCUCAGCAGUUACUUCUACCGCAAGAAGAAGAGCUCCAGCACUGUGUCUUACAAGGUUUCUCGGUUCAACAUCUGCUCCACCUUGGCAGACACCCCAGCUGGAGUCCCGGAUAAGACAGCUUUGCAAACCAGAUUCUCUUAGCUGAACUUCCCCUACAGGCUUGCUCUUGGGCCUGGAUGUAGAUGCUUGUGCCUGGUGGGGAGAACAAGCACCACGGAACCAAGUGAAGGGAUGUCUGUCCUCAAGUAGCAUCUCUUCUGAGCAGCUCAAGGACAUUUUAUUCUUUGACACAAAGCACACCAGCACAACAACAAUGAAUACCACAACCAUGUGAAAAUAGCAUAAUCUUGAGCAGGAUUUACCUGCUAGCCCCCAUAGAGACACAAUGGGCACUGGUGGAUGUUUCCACCUGGUCUGACUCAAGAAUCAGUGCCAAUGAAACAGCUUUCCCUUGCCUUAUUGAAAUAGAACAACGUAUAUAUAUCUGGAUUCACAACUGGGUAUAUAAUUGGUGUGAUGGUAGUGUUCCAUAAGCUUCAGUUUUCAAGAAUGCCUACACACACUGACACAGUCAAAAUCUGCCCAAAUACGAGUGCUUCAUGAGCAAGGAGAAAUGUUCAUGCUGUACCACUGGUUGUGCAGCAAAGUUGGGGAUGGGGUAUAUACAUACACUAGAUCUCCAAUCACAGCUUACUAUGCCAGGAACUGGUGCUGUAUUUGCAGCACAAAGACGUCUUCCUGUGGUGUAUAUAGGGGUGGACAAGAUGUUGGGUGCACUUAAAGAAGUCUUUGGAGUACACAUUGUCAUUCUGUAGAAUAAAGAUUGCUCCUAAGCAACAGAUAGCAUUUUCUGCCUCUGGAGGAACACCAGUUCUUUCAGGCAGCAUUUAAAGAGCUGUCCAUUUUUUUUUUUGUUUAAAUUGCAGUCCAUUGGUGAAAGGACGAUAUACAUUCAGAAGUGUGUAUUCUUCUGCCAGCUAGCAUGCAGGGCACAACACCACAGCUUGUGUUGAGACACUUCCAUCAUCUACUUGUCUUUCUGAGUAAUCUCAUCUGCAUAACCUCAUAGGAUAGUCCCAGUUUCUCCAGCCAGAAGUGUGCAGCCAAACAAGACGAAGUAGACAGGGCUCAAAGUAAUGGAGUAGGUAAUAAGAAAGGUACCAAGCUGUGUGCUUGCUGAGGAAGAAGUCACAGUCUCCACUCAGAGUGGUUUAUAUGCAGAGAAGUUAUAUGCUCUUCUAGGGCGGGGAUGGGAAUCCUGCUCAUGAGCUACUCUGACCCCAAAACUGCUGAAUAAAUUGUGAGUUGGACUCUCGUGUUCCAGAUGUUGGUUGGACCUUAACAGCCCUCAGGCAACAACCUGCUGUUGGCUCACCUUACUGCUGAGACCUUCAUGGUACACAUGGUACACAACACUGCUCACUCUGUUGGCUUCUUGCAGCUUUCUUCUGGCUACACAAGGCUGUGCUUAGGACCAAGGCUGAAGUAUUUGUGCUGGAGUAUUUUGCUAAGCCCAGGUCACUGCU
Molecule: messenger RNA, 3502 nt
Organism: Tympanuchus pallidicinctus (lesser prairie-chicken)
Lineage: Eukaryota; Metazoa; Chordata; Aves; Galliformes; Phasianidae
Product: prolactin-releasing peptide receptor-like
Exons: 2
Coding region: 1035-2117 (360 amino acids)
Biological process (GO): G protein-coupled receptor signaling pathway
Cellular component (GO): neuron projection; plasma membrane
Molecular function (GO): neuropeptide binding; neuropeptide Y receptor activity
Source: RefSeq, a predicted model, not a curated record